Hylaeus volcanicus is the source of this 2928-nucleotide messenger RNA. It is a transcript of the gene yki, whose product is annotated as transcriptional coactivator YAP1. The transcript has 6 exons. Gene Ontology annotation, biological process: hippo signaling; positive regulation of transcription by RNA polymerase II. NCBI's taxonomy places the organism in Eukaryota, Metazoa, Arthropoda, Insecta, Hymenoptera, Colletidae. The coding region runs from base 1288 to 2577 and encodes 429 amino acids. The record is from RefSeq and is a predicted model, not a curated record. Gene Ontology annotation, molecular function: protein binding; transcription coactivator activity. Gene Ontology annotation, cellular component: nucleus; cytoplasm.
AAGGUCCAGAUGAUCUUCGACCAACCAAGAUGCAAUUGCGUGUAUGUGUGCACCGCGGUUUCCUUGCUUUUGUAAACUGCACUUUAAGCGACGAAGUUGCAGAAUAAUUUGAAUACUAUGAUGCCGAAAAUACAUCGAUCGUAAACUGUGUUCGUAUGUCUCGCGUAGACAUUAUUCAGUAAUUUGUUUGUUUGAUUAUUGUCGUGCAAGGGAGACGGUUGCGGUAUUAUUCAUAAUUAAAUAUUAAGAGAUACAUCGUGGUAGCGUCAAGAAAUAUGGAAUAACGUUGAGAGUUGUGGUUAUGGGACGGUCGUCAAGAGUCGAUGAAUUGUAAACGAAGAAUAAUAAGAAUCGAUCAGGAAGACUGCAAGAAUAUGACGUUUUGGGAAAGCUACCUAUGAGAGAAGUGUACGUAUUCGAAUGAUUGAGUGGAUAGUAUUGAUUUUAAUCCUGCUUCGCGAUUCGUAUCUGAGCGUUAAGAGUUGUUUGUAUGAAUAGAACGUUCGUAUAUCCCGCGUGUUGCGGUUUAGUAUCAGCCACGGCCAGCAGAUGGCGCGAGCGCUUUCGCAUCGGUCGAACAGACGGGAGUUUCUAGGCCCCUGUACGUAAUCGCGUGUCCACGCACGGUGAACGCUAGCACUCGUUUGCUAGACGGCCGGCUAGCAAAACGAGUCGAUUUCUCUCCUGGUGCGCGAUAUCGCGGUAAACGACGGUGGAGACGUUGCUCGUCGAGGGACUCGAGAUUAUCAUUGCGGGCGCCGGUGUGGAAAGGGUAGCCCGGUGGUAGAAUCGCAACGAAACGACGGCGGCAGCGGCGGCGGCAUUGUCCUGCUUGUUUUGUUGUCUCGCGUGAAACGCACAGGUGGAACAGAGAAGAAGCUAUCGCGUUGUCGAGGGACCGAAGAGUGACGGAGGAGAGGCGAGACGGUGUGUGUACGGACUGGCUCAUGACUGGUCGUUCGCCGUGUACACGACGUGCGCAUAGGUGUACCCGUAAAAGAAGACAACUCGAGGAAACGGGAGGCGAGCAUAAAAGGUAGAAAGAAAGAGGGAACACGGGUCGGGCGAAAACGAGAACCGUCUCGCCAAGGAAAAGAGAGCGACAGGAACGGUCCGCGAGAUAGAUAGACGAGACAAGGAGGACGGAAAAAGGUGGGAGCGAAAGGGAAAGACGGAAAUAAAGAACGAAAGGUAUAAGCCCCCGGUGGUACGACAGGACACGAGGAGGGAAAGACGAGGGAAGGCACCGCACGAAAGCGCGUUAGAUCAGUACCGCCGUGAUCCAAAAUGGCGCUGAACCAGGACGUGGACCAGUUGUCGAAGAGCAACCUCGUAGUGAGGAUCGAUCAGAACUCGGAAUCGGAUCUACAGGCGCUCUUCGACAGCGUCCUGAAGCCAGACUCGAAGCGUCCGCUGCAAGUCCCGCUGCGCAUGCGCAAUCUACCAGAUUCCUUCUUCAAUCCACCGUCCACGGGUAGCAAGAGUCCCUCGAUCUCGCAUUCACGAGAGAAUUCGGCGGAUUCGGCGUUCGGGACAGCGGCAGUCGCCACCGGUGCCGCCCCACCUGGUGGAAACACCACCGGUACACAGGCCACCGGGAAUGCCUCCGCCACCGGUGCAAGUGGUAACAGCGGUGGUAGCGGUACGAACGCCGCAGGUGCGGCUGCGGCCGCAGUGGCCGCCGCUGCCGCUGCUGGCCUCACCGUCGCUCAUCCUCGCGCCCACAGCAGCCCGGCCUCGCUUCAGCAGACGUACGCGUCCGCUCAGCAGGCGCCUCAGCACGCGCCCCAGCCGCACGCGCGUCACCACCAUCACCAGAAGCAACGCAGCUACGACGUCAUCAGUACGGUCGACGACCUGGGUCCCCUGCCGCACGGAUGGGAACAGGCGCGCACCCCCGAGGGACAGAUCUACUUCCUCAACCACCUGACGCGAACCACGACAUGGGAGGACCCGCGGAAAACAGCGGCCGCCGCGAACGUGGCGGCCGUGGCUGCCGCCGUCGACAACGGCAAGUCCACCAGCGGGGCGACCAAUUCCCUGGGCCCCUUGCCCGAUGGAUGGGAACAGGCGCGCACCCCCGAAGGAGAAAUCUACUUCAUCAAUCAUCAGACACGCACCACCUCGUGGUUCGAUCCGAGAAUCCCGUCCCAUCUUCAGAGGGCCCCGACUUCAGGCGCCAUGCUACCGCAGAAUUGGCUCCAGCAACCCACAGGUGGCGGUAUUCAGAGUAAUCAAACGUUGCAAGCGUGUCAACAGAAGCUUCGUCUCCAGUCGCUACAGAUGGAACGCGAACGUCUCAAACAACGGCAACAGGAAAUCAUGCGUCAGCAAGAACUGAUGCUCCGACAGAGCACCACAGACGCUGCCAUGGAUCCGUUCCUAUCGGGAAUCAACGAGCAACACGCGCGCCAGGAAAGCGCUGACAGCGGUUUGGGUCUCGGUUCUGCUUACUCAUUGCCCCACACCCCGGAAGAUUUCCUCGCGAACAUUGACGACAACAUGGACGGUACUAGCGGUGAGAUAUCCUCGCAGAUGGAGGCGCACCCAUGGAGACCCCAGAUCUUUCUACUCUGAGCGACAAUAUCGAUUCGACCGACGAUCUCGUCCCGUCGUUACAGUUCUCAUGAUCUUCCUUCCAGUUGAGCGAAGACUUCAGUAGCGACAUCUUGGACGACGUGCAAUCGCUCAUAAAUCCCAAUCCGACGAAACCUGAAAACGUGCUGACGUGGCUGUAGUGUGGAGGUGUGAGAAUUGUCUAUGACAGGCAAGCAAUUUAAGAAAUCGACUCGAUACAAAACAAAAGAAAAAAAAAUUGCAAUUUUAAUACGUUUAAACCGAAUGGAACGAUUCCACGCGAUCCUACCAAGUAAAGUAACGACUAUUCCAUAACACACACACACACACACACACACACACACACACACA